CUCGUGUCUGUCAGCCACAAUUACAAAAAAUAAUCGUCGUCGACUUUUCCAAUCAUUAUUCAUUCUGAAUACUAUUUCACCAUUAUUCCUUUACUUUGCAUCAUUAGAGAGUGUAGAGGAUCAAGAGGCUAAGAAGACAAAGGAUCGAAGGAGCAAGAAAUCUGAGAAGAUCAAAAAGAGAAGAGUAAUCGAAAACACGAGUCUUGUGAACGAGAAGAAAAAGGGACAGAAGGAAGGAAGGGAUUACGUGCGGUGGUGGGGGGCUAAAGGGUCGCGUCUUGGCUACUCUAUGUAGACUGUGCUUGUUCACGGUUCUUCUCUGGAGGGGAAGAAACCCGCUGGACAGGUUUUAAAGAGGGCCAAGACCGGUAUAUACCGGUCAUUUAACGUUGUGGAUCAUCGUGAACUUAUGAAACGGUGGAAUCAGAAUUUAUCCGUUUGGUAUCGUUCAUGGUGAUCAUUGAAAGUGGAUGAUAAGUCGAAGAAGAAAGUACGAAAGUGUUAUUUUUGACCAUGUUCAGUGAUAUUAUGUCAUCGAAACGAUAAAAGAGAUGUGGCAACACGGGGGAAUAAAGUUCAACUGACUUCGAAGAUGCACUGUCGACACGAAUGGAAAAGAAGUUAGAUCCUGAAGAACCAUGGACAUAAUUUACGAUCUUUCACGUUAGAUAUUAAUCUGAAAGAAGAUAAAAGAGAAAAUUUAUAGUGUUUACAGUGGUUUAACGGCGUGCAGCGUAAUUUAGAUUUCUAUUUAAAGGAGAAGUUAUUAAGAUAUUUAUAAUGACUUCUGUGUUACAUGAAGAGGAGUCAAAGGUCACUAGAAUGAAGCAGAAGUUAAUGAACGACACUCAUGUAAAAGAGGAAACACGCUCCUUUCUCAGCUUCUCUAGAGAAAACUUGAGCAUCUCUCAGUCAGACCUUGAGCAAGGUUUCAAUAAACAUCGCUUCCGGCCGAAUAGAAAUACGAUUAUAAGCGUGACAGCUCUGUUAAUCGCUCUUCUUUGCUUGGGUCUCGAAAGUUGGAAGUUUCAUUAUUCUUUAGUGAACGCGCGUGAAAUCGAAGAAUUAAAACGAAACGUGGAGAGUCUGAAGCACCGUUUUUUGGAGGAGGAUCUACUGGACGAGCUGAAAGCUUUCGAGGAGCAGUUAUACGCUGAAGAAUCCAAUGAUGAUGAUGAUGAUCCAGGGGAGGCAGAUAUUGACACCACCGAUUACGAUUCCAAUUAUGAUGACGAUACAUCUUCUCAUGAUUACCUGACAGACUAUCACUCUCCACCAACGUUUGGCGCAAGGCCAUCCGAAUUCCCUGAUACCUCAUCAACGAUCGCGCCCGUACCCUCUCCACCGGAGCUCAGUUCAGACAAAGCCACGAUAGAAUUGUGGGCAGCUAUGCGCAAGCUGGAGGCCAAGCACGGUCAAGAGUUGAAAAAGAUUCACAAGAACUUGGAUCGGGAUCGGGAUCGUGAUCACGAGAAAAAGGUGUUGGAAGAAAAAUUAGAUGAUCAAAAAAAUAAUACCAAAUGGAAAAGAGAUGUACCGGAUGUAGAAAGUACAAGGGAUCUUCUACUAAAUUGGAAGAUAGCCUUGAAACGUAAACGGUCAAUUGGAAAAGAGGAACAUGGUUCAGAGAGAUUGUAUAUUAAUAGACAUCAUCCAAAGAACUAUACUAGAAGGAUGACUGCUUCUGAUUCCAAUUCUAAAGAGAUGUGGGAGGAUAAAAGUUUUCAACAGGAUAAAAAUAAAUCCAUCGUGGUCACAAAUAGGUAUCCACCGAAGAAAUAUAACACCCACCAGGCUGUGGAUGCUAACCACGCGCCUCCUUCCAAACGCAGAGGCGAAUCCAGUGUGCAGAGUGGCUCGACGAGGUCCAGGAAAUCUUCUCGAAAACAUCGGUCCGCGCACCACACGACUUUCGCCGUUCACUAUGACGGGAACAAGGACUGGCGGUCACAUAAUGAUAAAAACACUGGAAACGGCAGAAUUCUACAUGGGGAUAGUGUUUUUAAGGCAUGGAAAGCCAGUUCCUGGGUAGAGACCAUUGGUAUGAAUAAAUACUUCCACAUGUCCAACAACGGGAGCGUAACCGUUUAUGAACCAGGAUUGUACCUGGUUUAUGCGCAGAUUCAUUACCGCGAUGAGCAUGAUGAACUUGGCUUUCAUUUGCAAGUGAACAACCAGUCCAUUCUACAGUGCGUGGUUGACAAUUCGUGUAAUUCGCGAAAUAUUAGCCAAACAUGUUUUUCUGCCCAACUGACUUCUCUUAAGAAGCAAGAUGUACUAGUCUUUAAGGAGGCUCAAGCAUCGAGGUAUGCCAUUUUCGACAAGGAAAACAGUUUCUUCGGGAUGGUGAAACUCGCAGAUAUUUGUACGUGAAAUAUAUAAUUGCGAUUGAUAGUAUAAUUGAAAUAUUGUAGCGAUAAGCCCCGACUGCAAUCGAACUCUAAUAGAAAGUAAUUUAUUGAGCGUGCAACGAUACGCCAAAGUGUUC
This is a messenger RNA of Habropoda laboriosa, 2488 nucleotides long. RefSeq lists its product as uncharacterized. Bases 781 to 2373 code for a protein of 530 amino acids. Gene Ontology annotation, cellular component: membrane. The transcript is spliced from 6 exons. The record is from RefSeq and is a predicted model, not a curated record. NCBI's taxonomy places the organism in Eukaryota, Metazoa, Arthropoda, Insecta, Hymenoptera, Apidae. Gene Ontology annotation, molecular function: tumor necrosis factor receptor binding; receptor ligand activity. Gene Ontology annotation, biological process: immune response.